Molecule: messenger RNA, 681 nt
Organism: Phanerochaete carnosa HHB-10118-sp
Lineage: Eukaryota; Fungi; Basidiomycota; Agaricomycetes; Polyporales; Phanerochaetaceae
Exons: 4
Coding region: 379-681 (100 amino acids)
Source: RefSeq, a predicted model, not a curated record
CCACGCACCAUGAUUCAGCUUAUCUCGCACUGCGGGGAGCACCGGAAAGUGUUACCUGGUAGAUUAUCAGCGUUUGACUUACUUUCGUAAUGGAACUCUAAUUAUAACAACAAGUACUCCCGGAGAUGGACUCGCCGCCCUACACGCGAGAUCAUGCACUUUAUCACAUCUAGCUCGUUCAUGUCUCACAUUAUACAGGACUCUUCAUGUGUUCGCAUCGCAUCCCUCAGAACCUGAGCUGUUCAGGGUACUCUGCUUAGCAAGUGUGACGUCUGGGUGCAGACCCCUGUGCUCAUGCGCGAUGCGUAUAUACUCAAGGAAGCAAGGGGUUUGGUACCCACAUCCUUCCUGCCUCGAUAUACCUAGCUGCUCUAUAUCAUGGUUACCGUCUCAGUCAAAGACACCAUCCUUGCCCAGUCGGACAAGCCAGUGAAGCUUGAGAGCAGCGACUAUUUUCCUCCAGAGUCUGUGAACAAGGACGCUUUCUUCGAGUCGCCUACCACCUAUACCUGCCCGUGGAAGGGACAUGCUACCUACUACAGUGCCAACGUAAACGGUGCGACUUUGCCAGACGUUGCAUGGGCGUACCUCCAACCAAAGCCCGCCGCCGCACAAAUUGCAGGUCACUUCGCGUUUGACAAGGCGAGGCAUCUUUACGUCUCAGGAGUUCACUACAUCUAA